AUGGUGGACAGUCACACGGAUGACCCCAAUGAACAGAUCAAGGGGGCUGUCCUGGGGAAAGACAGCCCCGAUGGGCAAAAGAAACAGAAACUGCCCGAGUCUAAGGACUGGAAAAUGGCCACUUUGUCCAAUGUGUUCCACUCCCGGCGUCCCGGCCCCGGCGGCAUCUCUGAUGCUGGGCGGAGGGUGGACCACCCCGCAACCCCUGGGCUGUGGAGGCCGGGCCUGGAUAAGAACAGAGGCCACGCCCUCCUGGAUGAGACAGCUUCCUACACGGCCGCCAUGUGCCUGACACCAUGUGAACUGGCAGUGUCGGGUUAUGAAAGGCCAGACCUGCCAGAGGAUGAGGGCUCAGCUCUAUGGCUGCGUGAUCCCACCCACAGAAUCUUCUGUGUGUGCCACGACACCCUGGACCUGGAGAUGUUUGACUCCCUCAAGACACCCUCCAGCAUCAUGUCUUCCAAGAAAAAGUCUGUUUCGCCUGCACGGAGCCUGCCAGCCCUCACCAGAACCCACUGCACGUGGCACACCAGACCAGCGACACGCCAUGGAUGUUCAAACACACACAACUCCAGCAUCACCGUGACUAGCAAGACCAGCAGUGCUCCCAGGCUCCAGGGGGCCCCAGAUCCUGGAGGGCCCAGACAAGCUGUUGGCUUCAACUGCUUCAAGGAAAAGAAACUGAGACACAGGGAGCUCCAGAUCACCCUGCAGGAUCUGGGAAAUACAGUGCUUAAUGCAGAAGGCUGGGCCAAGGAAUGACCUGUUCUCAUGCUGCCCCCUCGUGGUCAGAGGAGGGACUGCAGCCAGUUGCUCCCUCCCAGGCCACCUCCCGUCAAACCCCACCCUGGGGCACCACCUACAGCCUGUUUCUCAGUCUGGAGGAGCCUCGAGGUCAAAGGGCACUCCUGUUUCCCCAUGCCAGGCUAGCUCCCUUGGGUGGGGACCCCCUAGAGGGGGGCCUUGUUGCUGAAUGAGGGGUUGCAACCCCCCACGUGAAAGCCCCACUGCCGCGUCUGGGGCACAUCCUCAGUCCUCACCUCUUUGCCUCCUCUGAUCACACUCUCUUUCUUGAAUUCUGUCUCCUUGGCCCUGAUGGAGAGAGGCUCUCCUGGUUUUCUUCCCACCUCCCCGACUGUUCCCUCUUGGAUUUGGGGAGCCUCUUGUUCCCCUCUGUCCCUGAGCCUCUGACCUCCCAUCUCUUACCUGGACUGGGAGCUGGACCGCCCAGCAGACAGGCAGGUAGGCAGACAGCCUCACGGUGCCAUCCGACCAGCAGCCCCAGAAAGGAAGACCAGGAGGAAAAUGUCUGUUUCUAAGAAUUCAUCCAUU
This is a messenger RNA of Capra hircus (goat), 1332 nucleotides long. RefSeq lists its product as uncharacterized. The coding region runs from base 1 to 762 and encodes 253 amino acids. The record is from RefSeq and is a predicted model, not a curated record. The transcript has 7 exons. Lineage: Eukaryota; Metazoa; Chordata; Mammalia; Artiodactyla; Bovidae.